Dovyalis caffra is the source of this 5043-nucleotide messenger RNA. Lineage: Eukaryota; Viridiplantae; Streptophyta; Magnoliopsida; Malpighiales; Salicaceae. The record is from the annotation of a GenBank genome assembly.
AUGGCUCCAGUUCUAAGCAGAAGCUUAGCUAGUUCUGCCUCUUUAGUCUCCCUUCCCUCUUCUAUUAGACAUCCAGCUAACAAAGUCGUCAAUCUGAGAAGUCGUUUUUUGCCACAAAAUAAUGGCCUCAAAAAGGGUUUUGUUUGUGCUGGCUUAAAUUGGAAACUUGAGAAGAGAAAUUGCCGGAUUUCGGUUCGGUGUGAGGCUGCUGUGGCCGAGAAGGAAGCUAAUGAUACUUCUGGCGAGAAGUUUGAGUACCAAGCUGAGGUUAGUCGACUAUUGGAUUUGAUAGUGCACAGUCUGUACAGCCACAAGGAAGUUUUCCUGAGAGAGCUUGUGAGUAAUGCAAGUGAUGCUUUAGACAAGUUAAGAUUCUUAAGUGUGACUGAACCCUCUUUGCUUGGGGAUGCUGGUGACCUUGAGAUACGCAUCAAACCUGAUCCAGACAAUGGCACCAUUACCAUAACGGAUACUGGCAUUGGGAUGACGAAAGAGGAGCUUGUCGACUGCCUUGGAACUAUUGCUCAGAGUGGUACUUCCAAAUUCCUGCAGGCUCUUAAGGAGAACAAAGAUGUUGGAGCAGACAAUGGUUUGAUCGGUCAAUUUGGUGUUGGUUUCUAUUCUGCUUUUCUUGUUGCUGAGAAGGUUGUGGUGUCUACAAAGAGCCCAAGGUCAGAUAAGCAAUAUGUUUGGGAAUCAGAAGCAGACAGUAGCUCAUAUGUCAUUAAGGAGGAAACUGAACCCGAAAAUCUCCUGCGCCGUGGAACUCAAAUCACACUUUAUUUAAAGGAAGAUGACAAGUAUGAAUUCUCAGAUCCGGUCAGAAUUCAGGGGUUGGUGAAGAAUUACUCUCAAUUUGUUGCUUUCCCCAUCUAUACAUGGGUAGAAAAAUCAAGGACUGUUGAGGUUGAAGAGGAGGAAGAACCAAAAGAAGGAGACGAGGUGCCAGAGGGUGAGAAGAAAAAGACAAAGAAAACUAAAACUGAGAAGUAUUGGGAUUGGGAAUUAGCCAAUGAAACAAAACCAAUUUGGAUGAGGAAUCCGAAGGAAGUUGAAAAGGAUGAAUAUCAGGAGUUCUACAAGAAGACAUUUAAUGAAUUCCUGGAACCACUUGCAUACACACACUUUACCACAGAGGGAGAAGUUGAGUUUAGGAGUGUUCUUUACAUUCCAGGAAUGGGGCCUCUUAACAAUGAGGAAGUAAUAAAUCCUAAAACAAAGAACAUUCGUUUAUAUGUGAAGCGGGUAUUUAUCUCUGAUGAUUUUGAUGGGGAGCUGUUUCCACGAUAUUUGAGCUUUGUGAGGGGUGUGGUGGACUCUGAUGAUCUCCCUCUAAAUGUUUCUCGAGAGAUUCUGCAAGAGAGUCGGAUUGUAAGGAUUAUGAGAAAAAGGCUAGUUAGGAAAACAUUUGACAUGAUACAAGAUCUUUCUGAAAGUGAAAACAAAGAGAACUUUGGCAGGUUUCUAAAGUUAGGAUGUAUUGAAGACACUGGUAAUCACAAGCGCAUAACUCCACUGUUGCGGUUCUACACUUCUAAAAGCGAGGAAGAACUCACAAGCUUAGAUGAGUAUGUUGAAAAUAUGGGAGAAAACCAGAAGGCUAUCUAUUACUUGGCAACAGACAGCUUGAAAAGUGCCAAGAGUGCACCUUUCUUGGAGAAGUUGGUUCAAAAAGACAUUGAGGUACUCUAUUUAAUAGAGCCAAUAGAUGAAGUCGCCAUCCAGAACCUGCAAACCUACAAGGAGAAGAAAUUUGUUGACAUCAGCAAGGAAGAUCUAGAGUUCGGUGAUGAUGAUGAGGUUAAAGAGAGGGAAUCUAAACAAGAAUACGAUCUCCUGUGUGAUUGGGUUAAGCAGCAACUUGGUGAAAAGGUGGCCAAAGUCCAAGUUUCAAAGCGUUUGAGCUCUUCUCCAUGUGUACUUGUCUCUGGCAAGUUUGGUUGGUCUGCCAACAUGGAAAGGCUGAUGAAAGCCCAAGCUCUUGGAGAUCAAUCUAGCUUGGAGUUCAUGAGGGGAAGGAGAAUACUGGAGAUUAAUCCAGAUCACCCAAUCAUUAAAGACUUAAAUGCCGCUUGCAAGAAUUCACCUGACAGCAGUGAUGCCAAGAGAGCUGUUGACCUCCUAUAUGACACAGCAUUGAUCUCCAGCGGAUUCACUCCUGACAGCCCAGCUGAGCUGGGUGGUAAAAUAUAUGAGAUGAUGGCCAUGGCACUUGGAGGGAGAUGGGGUAGAUCAGAAGGAGAUGAGACAGAGGCAGAGGCUGAGGCAGAUAAUGCUGCAGAAUCUGAUGCAACUGCCAGUGAGGCCUCAGAGCCACAAGUAAUUGAAGCAUCAGAAAUUGGUGUUUUACCACAAAAUGACAAAUUGGGAAAUCCUAGUUUUGGUGAUUUAACAAACCCUUUCGGUCUCUUCCCUUGUUUCCUCAAGGGGUAUGCAACAGCAGCUGCUGCAGAGGUGAUUUCUUCAACUGAUGAAUCAGACCUUUCUGGGUCUGACGAUUUUCAAGGACUAAAUGAGGAAGUUAACAAGCAUUUCCAGAAAAUGGAGUCACAAUUUAGGCCUCAAGAAAAGAAGAUGGUGGCUGGUAUGGGGAUUGGAAAGUAUGCUAUUCUUAAAAGGAGGCAGGUAAAGAUGGAGACAGAAGCAUGGGAACAGGCGGCGCAAGAGUAUCGGGAGAUGUUAGAGGACAUGUGUGAGCAGAAAUUGGCACCUAAUUUGCCAUAUGUAAAGUCUUUGUUUCUUGGUUGGUUUGAGCCUUUGAGGGAUGCAAUUGUUGAAGAGCAACAAUUGUGUAGGCAGAACUUGAGGGUUCCUCAUGGAGCCUAUUUUAAUCACUUGCCGGCUGAUAUGAUGGCAGUUAUCACCAUGCAUAAGUUGAUGGGGUUGUUGAUGACUGGUAAUGCUGGAACUGCCAGUGUUAGGGUGGUUCAAGCCGCAUCCGUUGUUGGCGAAGCAAUUGAGCAUGAGGCUAGGAUACACAAGUUUUUGGAGAAGACAAAGAAGAGGAAAAAUGUGAAAGACAAGGUAUCUGAAGUUGAGUCUGAUGCUGCUAUCGAUGAAGAACUAACUAAGGAUCAUGACAGACUGAGGAAAAAAGUAACUACACUGAUGAAAAAACAGAAGGUUCAGCAAGUAAGGCAAAUUGUGAAGCAUCAAGAUGAUUCAAUGCCUUGGGGUCAAGAAGCACAUGUUAAGGUUGGCUCUCGUCUGAUUCAAUUAAUGAUAGAAACUGCCUAUAUACAACCUCCGGUUGAUCAAAUAGGAGAUGGUCCGCCUGAUAUUCGCCCUGCAUUUGUCCAUACCCUUAAAACCAUCACAAAAGAUACACAGAAAAGCAGUAGGAGAUAUGGUGUUAUUGAGUGUGACCCACUUGUUCGCAAAGGCCUUGAGAAAUCUGCUAGGCACAUGGUCAUCCCUUAUAUGCCAAUGUUGGUGCCUCCUUUAAACUGGACAGGGUAUGACCAAGGUGCAUACUUAUUUUUACCAUCCUAUGUUAUGCGAAUCCAUGGAGCAAAACAACAACGUGACACAGUUAAAAGGGCUUCAAGGAAUCAAUUAGAGCCUGUUUUUAAGGCCCUGGAUACUCUUGGAAAUACCAAAUGGAGAAUAAAUAAAAGGGUUCUUGCUGUAGUUGAUAGAAUAUGGGCUAGUGGAGGCUGUCUUGCUGGCUUGGUUGACCGUGAAGAUGUUCCUUUGCCUGAGGAGCCUCAAACAGAAGAUGAAGCUGAAAUACGGAAAUGGAAGUGGAAAGUUAAAAGCAUUAAAAAGGAGAACAGUGAGCGACAUUCACAGCGUUGUGAUGCUGAACUAAAACUUGCAGUAGCUAGAAAGAUGAAGGAUGAGGAAGGCUUCUAUUACCCACACAACCUUGAUUUUCGCGGUCGUGCUUACCCCAUGCACCCGUAUUUGAAUCAUCUUGGCUCUGAUUUGUGCCGGGGAAUCCUGGAGUUUGCAGAGGGGCGACCUCUUGGGAAGUCUGGUUUACGCUGGCUGAAGAUACAUUUAGCAAAUCUGUAUGCUGGCGGUGUGGACAAGUUAUCCUAUGACGGACGAAUAUCAUUUACUGAGAAUCAUCUGGACGACAUCUUUGAUUCUGCUGACCGACCCCUUGAAGGACAACGGUGGUGGUUGGGUGCAGAGGAUCCUUUUCAAUGCUUGGCAGCAUGUAUUAAUCUAUCAGAAGCUUUGAGAAGCCCUUCUCCAGAGACCUCUAUUUCACAUACACCUGUGCACCAGGAUGGUUCGUGCAAUGGCUUGCAACACUAUGCUGCCCUUGGAAGGGACAAGUUGGGAGCAGCUGCAGUAAAUCUAGUUGGGGGAGAGAAACCUGCAGAUGUUUACACAGGAAUUGCAGCCAGAGUUCUUGAUAUCAUGCAAAGAGAUGCAGAAAAAGAUCCUGCAAUUGAUCGGAAUUCAGUUUAUGCUAAGCUUUUACUCAAUCAGGUGGACCGGAAGUUGGUGAAGCAGACAGUGAUGACAUCAGUGUAUGGGGUCACUUAUAUUGGUGCCCGUGACCAAAUCAAAAGGAGGUUAAAAGAGCGUUGUAACAUUGCAGAUGAUCCACAGCUGUAUUCUGCAGCCUGCUAUGGGGCAAAAAUCACCUUGUUGGCUUUAGAAGAGAUGUUUGAAGGUGCAAGAGGGAUUAUGGCUUGGCUUGGAGAAUGUGCAAAGGUGAUAGCUUCAGAGAAUCAGCCUGUGCAGUGGACCACUCCUCUCGGACUUCCUGUUGUACAGCCUUAUCGACAAUUGGGAAGGCAUCUUAUUAGGACUUCCCUUCAGGUGCUGACAUUACAAAGAGAAACUGAAAAGGUCAUGGUUAAGCGGCAAAGAACAGCUUUUCCUCCAAAUUUUGUCCACUCCCUUGAUGGUUCUCACAUGAUGAUGACGGCUGCUGCCUGCAAAGAGGCAGGUUUGAACUUUGCAGGGGUCCACGAUUCAUACUGGACACAUGCAUGCAACGUUGAUGAAAUGAACAGGAUACUCAGAGAAAAGUUUGUUGAACUCUACGAGGCACCAAUACUGGAGAAUGUAAAGUAUCUUUAA